Molecule: messenger RNA, 517 nt
Organism: Hydractinia symbiolongicarpus
Lineage: Eukaryota; Metazoa; Cnidaria; Hydrozoa; Anthoathecata; Hydractiniidae
Product: succinate dehydrogenase assembly factor 3, mitochondrial-like
Exons: 2
Coding region: 1-345 (114 amino acids)
Biological process (GO): succinate metabolic process; mitochondrial respiratory chain complex II assembly
Cellular component (GO): mitochondrion; mitochondrial intermembrane space
Source: RefSeq, a predicted model, not a curated record
AUGCAGCAAAAAGCAAUCCCAAGACUGUUUAUGGUUCAACGUCUAUAUAGGAGAGUAUUAAAACUUCAUCGUUGCUUACCUGUUGAGUUAAAAAACCUUGGUGAUGAGUAUGCCAAGGAUGAAUUUCGUCGAAAUAAAACCGCUAAUCAGUUACAAGCAUAUGAAUUUAUAAAAGAAUGGAAGAAUUAUUGUACGACUCUUGAAAACCAACUGCAAUUAAGUGAUUCGGAGAUUGGCAAAAACCUGCAGAAGGAGAAUAUGGAUUCGUUGUCACAAGACCAACUUGGUCAGCUGUAUCAGCUGCAACAAGAAACUGUCCGGAUAAAAAAGAACGACUUAGAAUAGGAGACGAUAAAGCAAAUGGGAAAUGUUUAUAUAUUGCAGCCACUCACGUUGGACUUGGAAUGAUAUCAAAGUUGUAAUCCCCGUAUAUGUUUCCUCGCAUCUAUGCUGCGUAAAUAAUAAAAUCCCGACAACAUUUGAUAUUAAUUUGAUUAAAAUACAAAAAACUCACAAA